Molecule: messenger RNA, 969 nt
Organism: Botrytis sinoallii
Lineage: Eukaryota; Fungi; Ascomycota; Leotiomycetes; Helotiales; Sclerotiniaceae
Exons: 3
Coding region: 1-969 (322 amino acids)
Biological process (GO): steroid biosynthetic process
Molecular function (GO): 3-beta-hydroxy-Delta5-steroid dehydrogenase (NAD+) activity
Source: RefSeq, a predicted model, not a curated record
AUGGUGAUCCAAAGCGUCCUAGUCACCGGUGGCCUCGGCUUUGUUGGCUCGGCCAUUGUCGAUGCACUGCACAAAAAUACGGAAAGGCUAAGAGAUGUCCUUCGCCACACCAAGCCGGAUGUCGUUAUUCACACGGCCGGAAUAGUUCCUCCGUUGAGCGAAAGAUACCAUCGCAGGAUAGAGGAGCAAAUACUAAAUGUGAAUGUCGAGGGAACUCGUAAUGUCUUGAAUGUGACGAGAGAUGCUGGGGUAGGUGCAUUUAUUUAUACAAGUAGCUGUUGCUCUGUGGUUGAUGAUUGGGCGCAUCCUUAUCCAAACAUUGAUGAACGAUGGCCAACGGCGAAAAGGUCGUCAAUAUAUGGCGAAUCGAAGGCAAAGGCAGAAAAAAACGUGCUAGCAGCAAAUUCCCCUACGUUCUCAACAUGCAUCCUUCGACCAUCAGUCAUCAUGGGUCCGGGCGACAAACAGCUUAUCCCAUCUAUACACGCCUGUAUAGCAAAAGUAGAGACCCCCUUCAUUAUUGGAUCAGCCAAUAAUCUCUGGGAUGUAACCUACGUUACAAAUGUCGCGGAUGCUCAUGUGCUUGCCGCUGAAAAUCUCCGCUCGAGUACACCAACCGCUGUCGGUGAGAUCUUUUUUAUACAAAACAACACGCCAAUCACAUUCCGAGAUUUCAGCAGAGCUGUAUGGAAAGAGUUCGGACAUAUCCCGCCUUAUGAAGUAACGAUACCGCAAGGUUUGGCUUGGGUAGCCGGUCUUUUGGCAGAAGCUACCUCGUGGUUGACCGGGUCAAAAGAACCUACUUUGAGUAGAGGCAGUGUGAAUGAUGCUUGUGCUAUUAGAUAUGCGAGUGGUGAAAAGGCUAAACGAAUCCUGGGAUACGAAGCAAAAGUAGGUUUGGAGGAAGGCAUCCGCUUGAGUUGUGAGGCGUAUAAGAAGAGACUUGCGAACCAUGAGAAAGAGGAAUGA